Messenger RNA from Hymenoscyphus albidus, 1566 nucleotides. Lineage: Eukaryota; Fungi; Ascomycota; Leotiomycetes; Helotiales; Helotiaceae. The record is from the annotation of a GenBank genome assembly.
UAUUAAGCUUCUCUUAUCGUUAUCUAGUGCCGCUUGAGUGAACCUAAUUUUGCCCAACAACCCCGCUACGAUGAUCCGUUCAAGGGCGUGUCCGAGACGGUUGGUUCACUUUUGAAAACUUAUUACAUCGAUAUUUUCUUAUGGUUUACCUUCUUUUCUACUACCUAAUAAUCUCUCUCUUUUCUCUUCAACUUCAAACCACAAUCUCCUCUGGAACCAUCAAAUCUCCUCUGCGACUUUCACCAUCACCUUCCCUUUUCAAUUCAUUCACAUGAGAACUACUACUUUACUACUACUCAAUACACCUCACAAUGGGCUCCCACGCCGAAGCUCCUCUCCCACCAACUCCCCAACCAUGGGUUCAGACCCCCCUCUACCGCUCAACACCCCUUUCACGAUACGCAGGAUGGUAAGUUCAUUUUCCCGCCAAAAAAAACCCCCACUGAAGAAACUAACAAAACAACCUAUAGUAACAUCUUCCUCAAACUCGAGACCCUCCAACCAUCGGGCUCCUUCAAAUCCCGCGGAAUAGGCAACCUCAUGUCCCGCGCAAUCGCAGUCCAUCCCCCAAAUGCCCCAGUCCACUUCUACUGCUCCUCGGGCGGCAACGCAGGACUGGCCUGUGCCACCGCCGCACUCUCCCUCCAUCGACCUGCUACGAUCGUCGUUCCGACCUCUACGUCCCAAUUCAUGAUCACGAAGCUACGAAGCAUGGGCGCGGAAGUUAAACAAAUCGGUGCGCAUUGGGUAGAAGCCGACGCCUUCCUACGCGAGGAAUUGCUCGUGAAGGAUCUGAAUGGUGUCUAUGUUCCUCCUUUUGAUCAUCCUGAUGUUUGGGCGGGAAAUGCGACGGUGAUGGAUGAGAUUGAGGAGCAGAUGCAUGCGUAUGGGGGAUACGAUGCGGUUGUUUGUAGUGUUGGUGGCGGAGGUUUGUUUGCUGGUAUUAUGGCUGGAUUGGAGAAUUAUGGCAGAUUAUCUCGUUCUUCUGAACCGCCUAAGGUGUUGGCUGUUGAGACGGAGGGUGCUGCUAGUUUUGCACAUAGUCUCAGAGAGGGACAGCUGAGUCGGCUGGGGGCUAUCAAUACGAUUGCUACCUCGCUUGGUGCGACACAAGUUGCGUCUCGGGCUUAUGAGUUUGCUAUCUCGUACCCAGAGACGGUCAAGUCUGUCGUUUUCUCAGAUGCGGAAGCUGCGAUCGCAAGUGUUUGCUUCGGAGAUGACGAGCGGGUUAUCGUUGAGGCUGCUUGUGGAGUCAGCAUCGCAGCGGCCUACAAUGGCACGAUUCGAAAGGUCGUAGGUCAGGGACUGACCAACGAGGAAUACGAAAAGAAGAACGUGGUCAUCGUAGUCUGUGGUGGAAGCAAUGUUACUCUGGGUGUACUGGAGAACUACAUAGAGACGUAUGGAAAUGACGAGAAGGUGUUGAAGGGGUUUGGAAAGAGGUGGCGGGGUGAUCUUUGAGAGUUGGGCGGGUAAUUGAUAUUUUUCUUCUUGAACAUGGUAUUAGGGUAGAUGGCGUUCAUCUUUGAUAGAGUCAAAUAGACCCAUUCUUUCACUUGUGUAAAA